This is a messenger RNA of Macroventuria anomochaeta, 2292 nucleotides long. RefSeq names its product G patch domain-containing protein 1. Gene Ontology annotation, biological process: mRNA processing. Gene Ontology annotation, molecular function: RNA binding. The coding region runs from base 1 to 2115 and encodes 704 amino acids. The record is from RefSeq and is a predicted model, not a curated record. Gene Ontology annotation, cellular component: nucleus. Lineage: Eukaryota; Fungi; Ascomycota; Dothideomycetes; Pleosporales; Didymellaceae. The transcript has 2 exons.
AUGGCGUACAAGCGGCCCCGCGCGACGUCUCCCUCGAACUCACAGAAGCGUGCUCGCGGAGGCCUAAGCUACGUUUCCCUUGGCACCGAGCUGCCAGACGAUAAAGACGAUGGAGAAUUCGUACCCGUGUGGAAGCAGACGGUGACGGAUGACCGAGGGCGCAGAAGGCUGCACGGCGCUUUUACUGGGGGCUUCAGUGCAGGAUACUUCAAUUCAGUUGGAUCUAAAGAAGGAUGGACACCUAAGACGUUCGUUUCCUCGCGGUCAAACCGCAGCAAAGACCAAGCCACAGGGCCGACGCAGCGAGCCGAAGACUUCAUGGACGAGGAGGACCUGGCCGAGGCAGCAGAAACACGCCAGCUUGAGACGGCCCAGAACUUUGCCGGCAUAGGCGAUGCAGAUGACGCAGGCAACGAUGGCUUCUUUGGUCUCUUCAUGAAGCAGGAAGAGGCAAUGGGCGUAAAGCUGGCGCAAAAGAUGGGCUGGAGGCGCAAUCAGGGCAUUGGCCGAAAGAUUAGUCGGACUGCUCGCUUAGAAGAUGGCAUCGCUGCCGGCAAGGAUGCGACAAGUUAUAUGUUCGCGCCGGAGGACACCCGAGCUAUGCCUAUUCCGCGAGAAAAAGUGCAUCGCAAAGGCUUGGGUUAUCAGUCAGAAGCCCGUCUGGGCGUGGAGCAAGAGAGGGCAGCAGAUCGAAAAACAUCGCUGGACUUUGAAUUUACUGAGAGCUCAAGAAAGCCCUUAGUCGUCAAGAAACCUACGACCAAGAAAUCAUCUUUCGGCGUGGGUGUGCUGAACGACACCGGCUCAGACGACGAGGACCCGUACGAACUUGGCCCAAAGAUCUCUCUCAACAAGACUAUCGGCAAGGACAAGAAGGCGAAGAAGCCAAGCAAAUUUGCGAAAGCCGGGGCUGGCGAAGGUCCCGUGUUCGUCUCGAAGAAGACAUCAACAAAGGCGUUGACUCUGCUGAAUCGAGCAUCCAUGGAUGGAAGACCCCCCUUGGCAGGUUUCGUCCUUGCUGCUGAUAUUGCCGAACUAGCAAGUAAGCCAAAGUACCCGCCGCCCAAGAUCCCGCCUGGUUGGAAGUCCUCGAAAUCAGCCUCUGUAGAUGCAGGCACGCAAGGAUACCAGUCUGUGGCAGAUGCUGCGAAAGCUUCCACGCUGGAUGCCAAAGGUCGUUCUGCGCUGUUGGGAGAGAAGCAAUUGCCUGGCAAAUCAAUCUUCGAUUUCAUCCCUAAAGAUGCACGCGAUCGUCUUGCAGGUCUGUCUGGCAAAGCUGAUCUGCCUCAAGGUCGAGGAGAAUCAGGGCCUGAGGGACAUCUGCCCGCAGCCGAAGCGCAACCAAAGGACCUCUGGAGUCUUGUGCCAGCUUUGGACAAGAGCACUGCUGCUGCGGCGUUGGCGAAAGGCGCUACUGGUUGGAUGCCAUAUGCGGAGGACCUGCCCAAGCGUGCGAGAUACGUCGGCUUUCUCGAACUACGAGCAGGGUUGAAAGACGAUUUGCCAGAGCGCAGCAGUAGUAUAUCAACAUCUGAUUGGGUCAAGGAGUUACAAGAGUUUGCUCAUGCUGCCCAAGUCUUCAGACCCACGACCGGCAUCAUGGCGUCACGGUUCACUUCCUCGUCGUCGUCAACGUUAGGUGGUAGUACGGCUGGCACCACAGCCGAGACGCUCGUACGGGAGCCAGCAAAGAAACCUGAGGACCCCGCAGAACAGGCCGCAAAGAUGGGCAUGCAUGGCGCCAUGACCAGGACCAGCUUCCCCUUCCACCCAUCUAGGUUGCUAUGCAAACGCUUCAACGUAAAGCCUCCGCCGGAUAUGCCUCACGGCGCCGAGUUCGAGGGCGACAACGGGUUCAAAGCGAAGACGGAAGAAGCCGUGUCCAAGGCAGCAAUGGACAAGAUGCUGCACGAGGUGUUGACAAACGGGCCAGCCUUGCAACGUCCUGCUUGGAUGGGUCAGGCACCUCAGGAUCCUGUACCUGUGGCUGCACCGCAAGCUACUGGGCAUGCAACAGUGGAUGUCGAGAAGAACGAGGCGCUGUCUAAUGAGCGAGCUUCUGAAGACGUGUUCAAGGCUAUCUUCGGUGAUGACGACGAUGAUGAUGAUGAGUAACGUGACCGGAGACUCGGAUCAAUGUACAAAGUCCAAAUACCACAGUUAAGAUCUUCUACAAUCUAAGCGAAUCCUGAUUCAGCUUGACUCAUGAGGGACUCUAAUGUCCAAUGACAUGUGCUUACAGUGUAGGUUCCUAUGAGUUAGAGAAAAAUACCACCUCACUGUGUGCUACCG